CCGUGCGCAGCCAGAAUGCGCAUCCGUAAGAGUCACUUCCUGUGGCGCUAGCGGCGCGUCCGCCGUGUCGCCAGAGACUCCACUCCAGAGAGCAGAGAGAAAGAGGUGCGGUGUUGCGUGACUGGGUGCGAGCGACCGUGGCGCGUGUGUGUUUGUUGUGUUGUUAAGCGUAAGCGAGUUUUAACGACGUUUCCCGUGUCCUCCGCCUUUUCGGGUGAUACGCGAACACCGGCGGAGGGAAAAAAAUCAACCGGCCGCGGAAUAAUCGGGAGAAACGAGAGGAAGAACGAGAGUGAGCGAGAGAACAAGAACGAGAGAGAGAGAGAGAAAGGAAGAGUGAAAGAGUGGGAGCGAGCGAGAGGGGAGCACGCGUACGCAAGGAGUGAGAAAGAGGCCCAGCGGGGGAGAAAAAACAGCUACUAGCAGUGCCGCCGUCCGAUUGGCAAGGGAAUCAGAGCCCGUGACGAACUAGACAGGAGGCCACGAAUAUGUCGUCCUACAUCCAGGUCGCCGAGGACGAGGGCGAAGAACCGAUCGAACUGCCGACCGAGGACGACACCACGCUCCUACUCACCACCCUGUCCGCCCAGUUCCCCGGCACUUGCGGCCUCAAGUACCGCAACCCGGAAUCCCGGACGAUGCGCGGCGUUCGGUUGGUCGACGGUCGACUUCAUCCGCCCGAGAACGGCUGGGGCAAAGCAAUCUACUUCUGCGUAUUUCCCAAAGAGAACAAACGUAAAUCUGAUGACAAUUUGGAAAAUUCCACAGCUAAGACUAAAAGAAUGGAAACGAAAUUACGUUGCACUGACUUGAUUGUACUCGGUUUGCCGUGGAAAACCACUGAACAGAACUUGCGCGAGUAUUUCGAAACCUUUGGUGAAGUUCUUAUGGCACAGGUAAAGAAAGAUGCAAAAUCCGGUCAAAGCAAAGGAUUUGGUUUUAUUCGAUUUGGAAGUUAUGAAUCGCAGUUGAGAUGCCUCGCUCAACGUCAUAUGAUAGAUGGCAGAUGGUGCGAUGUCAAGGUUCCUAACAGUAAGAAUAUAGAUGGAUUAAUGAUGGCACGUCAGUAUGAUACGGGUAAGCACGGUAACGAGUGCUACCGACCUAUACCGGUGCAUACGCCGAGUAGUCGCCGAGUGCCGGCGUCGAAGCCGUACAUAGCCAGCGUAAACUCGUCAUCGUCCGAGGCCACUGCUCCGCCCUCGAACGCGCCACCCCCGAGAUACGACUCGGAGUACGAUUACAAAACCACGCACUACCCGUCGUAUCCCCCGAAUUAUCCUUACGAUGAUAACAAGUACAAGUACGAGGGCGGCGGCGGCGGUGGCGGCGGUGGUCAGCAGCAGGUCGCCUACAACGCCUACAACGAGAAGCCGAGCUAUGCUGCCUACGAGGAGUCCGCCGCCUACGAUUCUCGCGGUUACAUGCCGCCACCGCAUGCGAACGCCGCCGCGGUACCCGCUAAUCCUGCGUAUCCACCAUCGGACGCCGAAUACGGGUCGCGGUACUACGGCGAGGGACGUGCCGCCGCUUAUCCAGCCGACAAUUGUCCGGAACAGUACGACAAGGGCAGGUACAGCAAUUACGGGUACGAGCAACGGUGCUACUAUGACCAGGCCGAUGGCCGUUACGCCGUCGCAACGACUGAUGGCAGGUACGAGAUGCGCUAUUCGGACGCGAGGCACCCGGACGGCCGACAUUUACCGGUCGAUCCCGGCCGGGAGGCGGACUGCCGAUACGUGGAUAGCCGCGAGAUGGACAGGAGGUACGUCGUCGACGGUAGGGAACCCAUUGACGGCAGGUACGCGAUGGACAACCGCGAGGUCGACGGCCGUUACAUCGCCACAUCUGACGGCCGUGACCCAGUCGAUGGUAGAUACGCGGAUCCAGCGAGAUACCCGACGAAGGAGAACUACUACGAUCGCUAUUACAAGCACCGGCCGUCGAGGGAUCACCACGUCGCGGAUACAUCAAGAUACUGAAGAGAAAAUUCGUAAUUACAAUCAAUCAUGUUUUAAUGGGAAUACUAAGUUGUGUACGACACGCGACGACGAUGAUAUUCUUUUCUCCCAGGAUUUAUUGUACAUUCCUCAACGUAUUAUACCACGCAUCUACGAGCGAAUGUUUAUAUUGUUAUCAUGUGUUAUUUGCGAUGCAUCAAUCUGGCGGAUUUCUUCGAAGGAUCGUACAAAAUGCAUUGAAAAUUUGUAUGAAUGAAUGUUUGAAAGUAUUUAGUAUGCGGUUUUUUGAAAUCGGAAAUAUUUAUUUUAUAAACAUAAUUUAUGUUAAAUACUUAUAGGUUUUUUCAACAAAUGUUUACUAAUGUUUGACGUGUAACCUAUUAAACGCUUUUUAUUGCUGCGUUUUUGUCUCGCACAAAACGCAAUCGAUAUCUCUUAUACAAAG
Solenopsis invicta (red fire ant) is the source of this 2406-nucleotide messenger RNA. Its product is annotated as TAR DNA-binding protein 43. Gene Ontology annotation, molecular function: RNA binding. The coding region runs from base 489 to 1982 and encodes 497 amino acids. The transcript has 4 exons. Lineage: Eukaryota; Metazoa; Arthropoda; Insecta; Hymenoptera; Formicidae. The record is from RefSeq and is a predicted model, not a curated record. Gene Ontology annotation, biological process: regulation of gene expression. Gene Ontology annotation, cellular component: nucleoplasm.